Messenger RNA from Zygosaccharomyces rouxii, 2508 nucleotides. It is a transcript of the gene CFT2, whose product is annotated as cleavage polyadenylation factor subunit CFT2. Gene Ontology annotation, cellular component: mRNA cleavage and polyadenylation specificity factor complex. The record is from RefSeq and is a predicted model, not a curated record. Gene Ontology annotation, biological process: mRNA 3'-end processing by stem-loop binding and cleavage. Gene Ontology annotation, molecular function: RNA binding. The coding region runs from base 1 to 2508 and encodes 835 amino acids. The transcript has a single exon. NCBI's taxonomy places the organism in Eukaryota, Fungi, Ascomycota, Saccharomycetes, Saccharomycetales, Saccharomycetaceae.
AUGACCUAUACAUUCACCUGUUGCGAUGAUGGCUCUGGGAAUACCAUAGGUACUAUUGUCAGAUUUGAUAAUGUAACCAUUUUAAUCGAUCCCGGUUGGUUUAGUUCGAAGGUUAGUUAUGAAGAUUCUGUUAAGUAUUGGUCCAAUUUGAUACCAGAGGUGAAUAUUAUACUAUUAUCACAGUCUUCUGUUGACUGCCUGGGGGCCUAUACCAUGCUCUAUCACAAUUUCUUACCUCAUUUUAUUUCAAGAAUUCAAGUUUAUGCAACGUUACCGGUGACGAAUCUUGGUAGAGUCUCUACAUUCGAUCUGUAUGCAUCCAGAGGGCUAGUGGGGCCCUAUGACACUAACCAAAUUGAUGUGGAUGAUGUCGAGAGGGCGUUCGAGCAUAUAGAGUCUCUGAAGUACUCACAACUGGUAGAUCUGCGAUCAAAAUUUGAUGGAUUGACCCUGGUGGCAUAUAACUCUGGUGUUUCUCCUGGUGGAUCUAUAUGGUGCAUAUCUACUUACUUGGAGAAACUGAUAUAUGCUCGUCGCUGGAACCAUACCAGAGAUACAAUUUUAAACGGUGCAUCUUUGCUAGAUGGAUCAGGUAAACCAAUUUCCACACUUUUAAGACCAUCAGCUAUUAUUACAACCUUUGAGAAAUUUGGAUCUCCAAAACCUCAUGCUAGGAGAAUGAGAUGUUUUAAAGAUUCUAUGAAACAGGCAUUGACAUCUAACGGUUCUAUUUUGAUUCCUGUUGAAAUGGGUGGAAACUUUCUAGAUAUUUUGGUUUCUGUACACGAUUUCCUAUAUGAGAAUUCCAAGAACAAAUUAUACAGUCAGGUCCCCGUAAUCCUAGUGUCUUACUCUAGAGGUAGAGCCCUUACUUAUGCCAAAUCCAUGCUCGAAUGGUUAUCGUCCUCUGCAAUAAAAACUUGGGAAUCUAGAGACAACAGAACACCUUUUGAUUUAGGUCGUCGAUUCCAUGUAGCAACACCAGAGGAGUUAACCAAUUACUCAGGUUCCAAAAUUUGCUUUGUAUCUCAGGUGGACUCUCUUGUAGACGAAGUUAUCAAACAUCUAUGUCAAUUGGAGAGAGCGACUAUUCUUUUACCAGGGUUCACUCAAGGUUACCCAUCUGCACUCGCUACCAUGUACAAGAAAUGGGAACAGGCUUCCAAGCAACAGAAUUUAGAAGAGGGAAAACCAGUUUCAUAUUCUGGUCACAUAACUUUAAAAAACAUUAAAUUAGACCCAUUGGUGAAUAAAGAGUUGGAACAUUACCUGGAACAAGUCACUGAACGUAGGGAUAGCAGACAAGAAUUAACCGCUACACUGAUACGCGAAGCCAAGAAGACAAAUUCCAUUGAAACUUUUGCAGGUGGGGCAGCUAAUGGUCAACCAGGAGCCCUUGGCCUUGGCGGCAUAGGUGAAGGUGAUUUUGACGAUGAGGAAGAAGAGGACAAUUUGAUUGGUAUGUUGAGAGAUGGAACUACGGCGCCAACGGGGAAGCAAGCUGUAGAGAUUCCUACAGAUAUUUACAUUCAAGAAGGUACACCUGCCAAGCACAGGAUGUUCCCCUUCCAACCACCAAGGAUUAAAAGAGACGAUUACGGUAGCAUUAUAGAUUUUAGCAUGCUCAUUCCCAGCGAUGACGACAGCAGUAAAACAAAGAGACCUUCGUCGGAGGAAAUAGAAGAAGAGAAAGACCCUUACGAUUUGAUGGACCCACGCAGAGUUAGUGUAAAGAGAUCUCGUAAGGAUGAUACUAAGAACAACCCUUCCAAAAAUGAUGAGAAUUGGGACAGUAUAGAAUAUUUGGAUGCCGUGAAAAAUCCCGUUAAGCGUACGGAAUCAUCCUCUAAGGUGAAUGUGAAAUGUAUGGUUACUUUCAUCAAUUUGGACAGUUUAGUAGAUCAGAGAUCUGCGACUGUGAUUUGGCCAGCACUAAAGCCCAAGAAAAUUUUACUAUUAGGACCAGCAGAGGCUCAAAUAGAGUCAGCCAUGCUGACCCUGCGUAAAAGAGACAUUGAAUUGACUGCCAUGCCAUUGAAUAAGGACAUCCAAUUCGAUACGACGAUUAAAUCUCUAGACAUAUCAGUUGAUCCCGAAUUAGAUCAACUUCUCAAGUGGCAAAGCAUUAGUGAUGGGUACACAGUGGCUCAUGUUAUCGGUAAAUUGGUUAAGGAAAAACCCCAGGCGGGCAAGUCUCAGCAGCAGGCUCAAGAACAGAAACAACAGUUGCACAGGACCAGAUUGGUGUUAGAGCCACUAAAGACAACAUCGAGACAUCAUCAUAAAAGUGGAUCUUUGUCCAUCGGAGAUGUAAGACUGGCCGAACUAAAGAGAGUCCUGACAGCACAACGUCAUAGAGCAGAAUUUAAAGGUGAAGGUACCUUGGUGGUAGAUGGACAAGUAGCAGUGCGCAAGAUCAACGAUGGUGAGACAGUUGUGGACGGUGCACCAUCAGAACUAUUUUACCUAGUGAGAAAAUCAAUCACAGAUAUGCUGGCAAAAAUAUAA